This is a messenger RNA of Radiomyces spectabilis, 318 nucleotides long. RefSeq lists its product as uncharacterized. NCBI's taxonomy places the organism in Eukaryota, Fungi, Mucoromycota, Mucoromycetes, Mucorales, Radiomycetaceae. The record is from RefSeq and is a predicted model, not a curated record. Bases 42 to 215 code for a protein of 57 amino acids. The transcript has a single exon.
CUCUUCUGUUCGCUUUCAAACUACAGAAAAAAACUAACACAAUGGACAAACGUCAAUUGAACGCUUCGACCGAACCCUCCUUCUUGCAAUCCGUCAAAGCCGAAUUGUUCGCUCCCGAAAAACGUCAAGGCACCAUCAACAUUGCACUGUCUUUGACCGUCUUCACUGGCGCCAUUGUCUUCCUCCGCAACUUUGGUGACUUACUGGCCGUUUAAAUUCAACCCUCCAUUCUCGGGAUCUUUUCUCGCUUUCUCUUUCUCUCAAAAACGAGUUACACUUGAAUCAUUCAACAUUCGAUAGAAAAACUUAUAUUUUUUU